This is a messenger RNA of Aspergillus thermomutatus, 2292 nucleotides long. RefSeq lists its product as uncharacterized. The record is from RefSeq and is a predicted model, not a curated record. Bases 1 to 2292 code for a protein of 763 amino acids. The transcript has 14 exons. Lineage: Eukaryota; Fungi; Ascomycota; Eurotiomycetes; Eurotiales; Aspergillaceae.
AUGCCCAGUACCAAAGGUCAGGAUAAGGGAACUACUUCCCAGCCACCCAAGGACGCCAAAACGGACCCCAAACAGCAGAAAACCUUGAAGGAAAUAGAGGGUCAGAUUGAGAAUUCGGAGAAAGCAAACGAGACCGACCGCCAAGCGAUGUUCAAUAUCUACUUAUUUGAUACCGUGUCCAAGACAAGCCAGAUGGAAAAGUUUGUCACCAUCGGCAGCAUCAAGAAUGUCCAGGACACAUCCUUGGCCGAUAUUCGGAAGAGCUUGAUCAGCGAGAACGCCCUGUCCUGGAGACAAAAGUCCAGCAAGUUCUGCAACGACGAGGGAGCGGAAGUGGACGAUAAACUAAGCUUUGAUAUGUACCUGGACUUUCUGAAGAGCAGCGAGGAGAAGCCCAACGAUGGAGAUGGAUCGAAUGAAGAGAAUGGAAGCAAGAGAGCAAAGGGCAACAAUGGUCACCCAAUCACUCGGGAAACAAACACGGGCAAAUCAUACAAGGUUUACUUGAAGCUGCGUAAAUUCCCAACCGAGUUGGACGAGAGCACGAAAGAGUUCCUCAAGGAGAAGUUAGACCUGUCGAUCAAUAAACCGGACUUGACAUCAGCCGAUGUCAACAAGCUUACGAGUUCUUACAAUCACAGCAAUUUCAUGGCCCUGGCUAGCAAAACCAUCACACAUCCGGCGGACAUGGGGGAGAGAGAAUGGUACAUCGUCCUGCAGAACAAUUCAAUUCUCCAUGGCAACUAUGUGAGGCAGCUUGCCAAUGGCCAGAGAAAGGUCGAACGUGCCAUGUACCCUGCUUUUGCAUUGAAGCCACGCAAGUUCCAUGAUUUCGAAAUUGUCUUCAACAGCGGUGGGAAGGGUGGUGCGACCCCGUCAGCUAGCGACACCGAACCUGUGGUGCAUCACCUGAGGAUCCCUAGGUUUCUCGUCCAAGAUGACUCUUACAUCAAUGUUUCUGAGAAUAAGACUUCAGUUGCAGAGGCAAUUGCCGACAGUUCGCUCUCUGAACAUUCAGCUGAGGUCUCUGUAGGGGGAGGAGCAUUUGGCGUCACUGCUGGUGUCAAGGUCGGAUACAAAAUGCAGGAGGACACAAAAACAGCCUCCAACACGACUUCGGACUCGAAGCGCAUGACGAUUACCUAUAAUUUUCCCAGAGUUGUCCUCGAGCUUGAUGGAGAUAGCCUUGAUAUCUCAGAUGAAUGCAAGGAAGACCUCGAGACCAUAUCUACGAAAGAGGGAGUGCAGUUUUUUAGAAGAAAAUACGGUACUUUCUUUGCGUCCCGUGUUGAAUUAGGGGGACGACUCCAUUCCUCAGAGAGUAGCGAUUCCUUUGCAGAGGGCAAGGUGGAAGAAAGAGCUCGGGCACUGAAGAUUUCUGCUGCCGCCUCCUUCUCAUCUACAUAUGCUCAAGGCUCUGCCAGUGGUAGCUAUGAGAAUUCAAACAACCAUAGCUCGAAUCGCCAGAACAGCAGCUUGAGCAACAAUCUGACAUGGGAGGCCAAGGGAGGUGAUACUUUAUUGUGCAACAACCCCCCUGCCUGGUGCGGUACUGUGGCGUCUUACUACAAUUGGAGGAUCUCGAAGCAAGAUGAUCUCCUUUCCAUAGAAGACAUGAUAUCACUCAUUCCGGGAUAUGAAUACGUCAAACAAAAGUUCAAUCGCUUGGCCCCCCUCAAGGAGAGCGAAGUAACAAAAACGCCUGACCCUGUCCCGAACGACUGGGACGGCUGGGUGACAUUUUGGUUGAAGCACCCUAAUGAGUUCCUAUAUCCAACCGUCUGCGAAAACGCCUCACCUACCAUAGACAAUGCUUUCUCGAACUUGACCCCACGCCUGAGUGAAUUACUCAAAGAAUCCGCCCGGAAUUUUGCCUCAUCUCAUUCCGUCAAAAUGAAUGCAUCCAUCGAUGAUGAUUCGCAAAUCUUCCAAGCUGGUACAAAGUUCUAUGAAGUCUACGAUGGAAAAACAGUCCGGUACAGGUUCAAACCCGGCUUCCAAUAUGUGGUUUGGAACAAGAAGACCAACAUGUACCUGGGUGCGAAGCCUCCAGUUCCUGGGGUAACCCAAAAGGCCGAACUAUGCACAACGAACUGGGCAAAUAGCUGUACUUUCAAGUUCACACAUGCCUUCCCAACAGACAAGAUCUACAUUGCGAAUCGCGAUCUUGUCCGCGUGGAGAUCUUUGAUCCUCAAGGCAACCCCAUAGGCCCUAUGAAGGAUGUUCCACCUCUGGGUUCGUAUGGAACAACUGGUGAUAUAUUCCAGUUCCGUUACCUAGGCGAACCUUAA